AUGUCACAAGACGUCUGCCACCGACCGCGGCGAUCCCUCAACGAAUUCCUGUCGACAAGAGCGAAAAAUACACGAGCCGAGCAUGCGACGGUAAAAAGUUGCGCAUCGGAAGCCACGCUGCGGGAGGCGGUCCCUGCGCCCGCGCCGAUGCCAGGUCGCUGGCGGGGACCGCAGCCGCAAAUGAAUCUCGCAAGAAAGUUCCUAGUUCUCAGUAUCGAAUUGGAGAAUUUUCGAAAGGACAUCUUGCCGCGCGCGCCGGCUCUUACAAAAACAAAACCGUCUGGAAACGUUGCCGUUGCGCACGCGACUCUCGUCGCCGACAAGCACUCCCGCUAA
This is a messenger RNA of Diatraea saccharalis (sugarcane borer), 336 nucleotides long. NCBI's taxonomy places the organism in Eukaryota, Metazoa, Arthropoda, Insecta, Lepidoptera, Crambidae. The record is from the annotation of a GenBank genome assembly.